CUACUGCUGUUACGACUCAAGAAAGAAGUAGAAGCAGAGGCUGUUAUGAGUGAAGAAGAGGUGAAGAAACAUCGACACGUUCUGAAAGUAAAGCGUUAGAAGACGAGCAGACAUGGAUGUAACGCUGUAUCUGUGCGCCGCUGCUCUCCUUAUUGUCCUCAUUGUGUUUGUGCUGAGGGUGCGGAGGAAAACACAGGAGGCUGAUGAGGAGCAGCAGCGGGAUGUUGUCCGGGCAGUGGGACGCCCACAGCAAGUGGCGGAAGAGCGAGGAGCAGGUAUGCCCCGUCGGAGGAGGAACCUCGCUACUGUGAUGGCCAGACGACCACAAAUAGAAGCUGUGGAGCAUGAGGACGAAGUUGUUGAGGAAGAAGAGGAGGAGGAGGAGGAGGAGGAGCAGCAGCAGCAGAACUUCCAGCCGACAGCGAAGGUUGGCGCCAAAAAGCAAAGGAAGCUAGAAGAAAAGCAAGCCAAGAAAGCCCAGAGGGAGGCUGAAAUGGAGGAGCGGGAGGAGAGGAAGAAGAUGCAGGAGCUCAGGGAGCAGGAUAAACGAGAGAAAGACGAGAGGGAGCGACUGCUGGAAGAGAAACAGGAGGAGGAUGAGCGUCGAGCAAAAGAGGAGCAGGAGCGACGGGAGGAGGAAGAGUACUUAAAACUCAAAGCAUCUUUCGUCGUCGAGGACCAGGGAGAAGAGGAGCAGCUCUCUGAGGACCAGUCACGCAACCUUCUGCAGGAAUUCAUCCAGUACAUUGAGAGCAAUAAGGUGGUUCUCCUGGAGGACUUGGCUUCUCACUUUGGGAUGAGGACACAGGAUGCUAUUGCCAGACUGCAGGACCUGCUGACUGAGGGCUCCCUCACAGGAGUGAUUGAUGACAGGGGGAAGUUCAUCUUCAUCACUCCAGAGGAGUUGGACUCAGUGGCUCAGUUCAUCAAACAGCGAGGUAGAGUGUCCAUCACAGAACUGGCUCAGGCCAGCAAUUCUCUCAUCAACCUGGUGCCUGAGAGCAGCAGCGCCGCCUGAUAAACAUUGGACUAUUGACAGUUUUACAAUCAUCUGCACUCCCAACAGCGGGAAGAUGUUGCUACACCCUUUGUGAAAAGUGUGUGAUGAACUGUUCAUCUGCUAUUAUGAAAUGUUGUUAAGUAGGGAAGCAACAUUGUCAGGUUUUAAUUUUGAUUCAUGUAAAAAAAAUAAAAAAAUAAUCUGACAGUGUAA
This is a messenger RNA of Solea solea (common sole), 1213 nucleotides long. Its product is annotated as DDRGK domain-containing protein 1-like. The record is from RefSeq and is a predicted model, not a curated record. Bases 113 to 1018 code for a protein of 301 amino acids. Lineage: Eukaryota; Metazoa; Chordata; Actinopteri; Pleuronectiformes; Soleidae. The transcript is spliced from 8 exons.